AUGCACGCCGAGUUCUCCGAGGAGUACAAGAAAGUCGCCCAUGUCCGACCACAACGCCGACGGAAGAACAGUUCAGUCCACUCCAUUCGACCGACGUCCGAGCUCAAGGCCGCAGGAGUGCUGGCCUCCAGCCAGAAGGAGAACCAAGGGUCUGUGGAGGCCAACAAGAGCGAUCUGCCGGCCAGGAGUCGACAGAAGAAGGGCGCGGAUGACGCUGCCUCGCACCAUUCUGCUGAGGCAGCCCAGCCCGUGCGCAUGCGCCAUAAUGUUGUGAUCCACUACGACGGGCAUACCCAGAAGGAGUUGGAGCAGGUUGUGCGGGACAUCGGGUUGGCAAGAAACAGCAUUCGGAAGGGCAAGAUGUCUCAAAUGAUGCGCAAGUCUGGCGUGGACAUGUUGUCGGCCAGGCUGACAUCCAGAGAGUCCAAGCAGGGCUUCACGCCCAUGAAUGGCUCCCCCUUGAGUGGAAGAUCGACUCGGACCAUGCAGCAGAAAGAGAGCUCCUUUGAUUAUGCGGACAAGCAGUUGGAGUUGGCCCAGAGUCUCUGCGAGACCGCCGCUCACCAGUUUCUCCGUUGCGGAGACUGCUCAACCGAGCUGGAAGGCGUCAAGGAGAAAUUCAACCUCUUGCUGGAGGUAGCCAACAGCGAGGCUGCCCGUCUCCGGGCGGAAAAGGAACAGGAAGAAGCGCAGGAGCGAGAAAAGGAGAAGGAGCGGGAGCAGGAACAGAAACAGGCCAAGACUGAAGAGCCACCAGCCAAAGUCGACCCUGACAAACCCGUCGAUGUGACGGAGAACGGCAAACCCCCCGAGCCAGGAGUGGCCGCCAUCGAAGUCGACGAUGCAGCGUCCGAUUCAUCGGUCUCGAUCGACAUUACCGCAUUCCGUGCCAGCCGAUUCCGAGCCUAA
Messenger RNA from Rasamsonia emersonii CBS 393.64, 909 nucleotides. RefSeq lists its product as uncharacterized. Lineage: Eukaryota; Fungi; Ascomycota; Eurotiomycetes; Eurotiales; Trichocomaceae. The record is from RefSeq and is a predicted model, not a curated record. Bases 1 to 909 code for a protein of 302 amino acids. The transcript has a single exon.